This is a messenger RNA of Thelazia callipaeda (thelaziosis nematode), 642 nucleotides long. The record is from the annotation of a GenBank genome assembly. NCBI's taxonomy places the organism in Eukaryota, Metazoa, Nematoda, Chromadorea, Rhabditida, Thelaziidae.
AUGUCAUCAAGUGGGCCCUAUAAUUAUUCAUAUAUCUUCAAGUAUAUCGUCAUUGGUGAUAUGGGAGUUGGCAAGUCUUGUUUGCUACAUCAGUUUACUGAAAAGAAAUUUAUGGCCGACUGUCCGCAUACCAUAGGUGUUGAAUUUGGAACACGAAUAAUCGAAGUGAGCGGACAAAAAAUCAAACUCCAAAUUUGGGAUACAGCCGGCCAGGAGAGAUUCCGAGCAGUUACUCGUUCUUAUUAUCGAGGUGCUGCUGGUGCACUCAUGGUUUAUGACAUUACAAGACGAUCGACUUACAAUCAUUUAAAUAGCUGGCUCAUGGAUGCUAGGUCUCUUACGCAUCCAAAUACGGUAGUAUUUCUGAUCGGAAAUAAGAGUGAUUUGAAUGGACAGAGAGAUGUUACAUAUGAAGAAGCUAAAGCUUUUGCUGAUGAAAACGGUCUUACAUUUUUGGAAUGUUCGGCUAAAACCGGUGAUAAUGUGGAAGAUGCAUUCCUGGAUACUGCACGGAAGAUUUAUCAAAAUAUUAAGGACGGCAGCCUUGAUUUGAAUCAAGCUGAUACUGGUGUCCAACCAAAACAAAAUUUGCAAUGUGGCACACAGUCAGUUGGGCCAGAAGGAAGGAAUUGUAAUUGUUAG